GUCUCGGGCUUCAUAGACCGCACGAGCUUCACUGUAAACAAACCAGACGAGAAAAUCUGACCGGCACUUCCCUAAUACUCUUUCACUUGAAGCCAACAUGUUAGCGUUUAGUAGAACUGCUCUCAGUACCCUCGGCAAGCAAGCGACAACACCCCAAAGGCUGAUAGGGUGUAGGAUGUUGUCCACGUCCUUCAUAGCCAUGCCCACUGACAAAAAUGUUCAGCUGCAGAACUCUUCACAUUCAAGUCUAACCCCGCUGAGGCAGUCUGGUUUGAGAAGGACCUCACCCUUUUUACAAAGUUCCGGCAUGGUUCUCUGUCAGAUUAGGAACUAUGCCAAGGGGAAGGAUAAGAAGGGAAAGGGAAAACAAAAAGUCCACCUUAGUGAUAGAGAAAUGGAGGAAGUGGUGAAUGUAGAGCAGAUGAGGAACCAAUAUGCACAGACGCUGGAGAAUUUGAAACAGGAAUACAUCAAGAACCUAUCCCUCAGAACAGCUGUAGGCAGUAUAGAGACCCUUCCUGUGGAGUUGGAAGGGGACGAAUAUCCCCUGAACGAAAUAGCUCAGAUUUCACGCAAGUCACCCCAGAUGCUGCUCAUCAAUGCUGCGGCCUUCCCACAAGCCCUGCCGGGGAUUAUAGGUGCGAUAAAACAGUCCGGAAUGAACCUUAACCCACAGCAAGAGGGAACUACAAUUUAUGUGCCCAUUCCAAAAGUGACCAAGGAACACCGAGAGAACCUAGCCAAAAGUGCGAAGACGCUUUGCAAUCGAUGCAAGGAACAGCUCAGGGACAUACAGAACCGCUUCAUUCGCAAAGCCAAGAGCAAAGAUGGGGAAGUGUCGGAAGAUCUCUUGCAUGAUGUCCAGAUUAAGAUUCGCGAGAUUGCAGAAAGCUACAUGCAAGAGGCCGAGAAGAUGAUGACAGCGAAACAGAAAGAAUUGUUGAAGUCAUCGUAGGAUUUGGGGCUUUGGGUUAUCGUUGUUGUAAAUUUGUAUAAUUAAAGGUAGUUCUUGUUA
Penaeus vannamei (Pacific white shrimp) is the source of this 1015-nucleotide messenger RNA. RefSeq names its product mitochondrial ribosome recycling factor 1 (gene mRRF1). Gene Ontology annotation, biological process: translation. Gene Ontology annotation, molecular function: ribosomal large subunit binding. NCBI's taxonomy places the organism in Eukaryota, Metazoa, Arthropoda, Malacostraca, Decapoda, Penaeidae. The record is from RefSeq and is a predicted model, not a curated record. Gene Ontology annotation, cellular component: mitochondrion.